Molecule: messenger RNA, 1550 nt
Organism: Tribolium madens (black flour beetle)
Lineage: Eukaryota; Metazoa; Arthropoda; Insecta; Coleoptera; Tenebrionidae
Product: ubiquitin-conjugating enzyme E2Q-like protein CG4502
Exons: 1
Coding region: 1-744 (247 amino acids)
Source: RefSeq, a predicted model, not a curated record
AUGAGCAGCCGAUCGAAGGAAAAAGUCACCGCAAUGUUCCGCAAGAUCUUCAAAUCCUCAAACAAAGAAGGCGAAGGCCCCAGUAAACCCAAUCCCUCAGGAUCAGGCUCUCCCGCUCGCCGGCUUUUAAGAGGUUGCCGCGAUUCGGUGUCUCCCGCCGCCCCCCAGGCCAGUCCAGCCUUCACCUCCAGCAAGGGGAAAAAGGGGGAAGACGGACCCUCCCAUAAAAGUGUUCGCGCCCGUAGACUCAUGAAGGAGUAUCGCGAUUUGCAGCGUCUCCAAAACUCCAAAACGGACCCAGUGUUCACCGUCGAGUUAGUUGACGAUAAUUUAUUCGAGUGGCACGUGAAAGUGUACAAAUUAGACGCUGAAAGUGAGUUAGGCAACGACAUGAAGGAGUUGGGCAUAAACUACAUUCUUUUGCAUGUAGUUUUUCCCGAAAACUUUCCCUUCGCCCCUCCCUUUAUGAGGGUGAUUUCGCCGAGGAUAGAGAAAGGGUUUGUUAUGGAGGGCGGCGCAAUUUGCAUGGAGUUAUUGACACCAAGGGGAUGGGCGAGUGCUUACACAGUCGAAGCCGUUAUCAUGCAAUUCGCCGCCAGUGUCGUUAAAGGUCAGGGCCGGAUCCAGAGGAAAACCAAAGGGCAAAAAGUGUUCAGUAAAAGGACGGCAGAGGAGAGCUUUAGGUCGCUGGUUAAGACACAUGACAAAUAUGGCUGGGUCACACCCAGUUUAGCCGAUGGUUAAAUACUCUUGUCCAAAUAUAUCGAAUCCGUUCCGUUUAACAGUGUUAUCUGAAUGUUCAGAAUAGAUAUGUAUUUUAUGAUAAAGCUGUAUACUUAUAUUGUCCAAUUUAGACAUUUAUUCAAAUCACAUUUAAGUAAUUUUUGGCAUUAUAAGUAAUUUCGUUUCAACUGCCGAAUUAAAGCAAAAAUCCCUUCCAAUAUUGUGGUCCCGAUUUAAUUGGAAUUUCCGGAUUUGUAGUUGCCAGAUUUUGCCCCAAUGCAUGCAAGUAUAUAUUUAUCUGUGUGGAACAAACAUCAAAAACAUUAAAGCACCAAUUUCAAACUUUCCACUCGUUUCAUUCUUUAAUAAUAUGUGCAAACUUUUGCGAAAAUAACAAAUUUAAUAUCUUACUCUCUCACUAGAAAUGUCUAAAUGGUAAAUCAUUUUUAGUGUGACUGAAGUUUUUAAUUUGAAAGUGAAAAAAUGUGAUUGUUUUACCAUAUUUAAUUCGUUCGUGUUUUGUCUAGUUAUUCGACAAAACUGAAAUGCUAAAGGCUAAUGUUCAAAAAUGAAAAUGCUCAUUCAAAGUAUAUUUUAUAGUACAUUUAGUAAAAUAGGUGAGUUAGUGUAAUUAUUGUACCUCCCAAAAAGUCCACUGAAACAGUAUUUUAGCUAAUAGUUGUGAUUUGUUGUUAAAUGUGUAUUUUUUUAUUUACUCUUUUGUCUUCCAGGGUCAAUUUUAUGUAACCAAUUUAUUUUUAAGAUACAUAUUUAAACUUGAUUCAAGUAAUUGUUACUUAAUGAUAAUAAAUGUAACAAUAAAUGUU